AUGGUAAAGCAGCGCAUGACAGCGCUCGACGUGCGGGCGUCCGUGGAGGAGAUGCGCAGGGAGCUGCAGGGCCUACGCCUGCUGAACAUCUACGACAUUUCCUCGAAGAUGUUUCUCUUCAAGUUCGGCCAUGGCGAGAACAAGAAGACGCUGUUGCUGGAGAGUGGCGUGCGCAUGCACCUCACGCAGCUGGUGCGGGAGAAGCCCAAGGUACCGUCCCAGUUCACGCUCAAGCUGCGCAAGCACGUCCGGGCGUGGCGCCUCGACGCCGUCACGCAGCUGCAGCACGACCGCACCGUCGACUUCCGCUUUGGUGUUGGAGAGGGCGCGUCGUACCACAUCAUCAUUGAGCUCUUCUCGAAGGGCAACGUUGUACUGACGGACCACGAGUACCGCAUCAUGCUGCUUCUGCGCACGCACAGGGACGACGACAUUAGGAUGUUCGUGCGCGAGCUGUACCCCGUGACAAAGCCCUUCGAGCAGCGCGAGGCGGAGCAGCAGCAGACGGAGCAGCGGCGCACGGAGGCGCUGCGGCAGGAGUGGGGCGCGGUGUUUGCGCGCCACGCCGACUACGAGACGACGCGCUCGACGCUGUCGGCGGUGCACCACUUUGGCCCCGACCUCGCCGACCACAUCUUGACGGUGACGGGCGUGAAAAACGUCAAGAAGGGCGACAUGACGUGCAGCGGGGCGGAGAUGUUCGAGCAGCUGCUGCCGGGCAUGCUGCAGGCGUGGGAUAUUGCAUUCUCAGCACUGCCGCCUGGCGGAUAUUUGAUCCACAACAAGAACAAGCAAGGCAAGAAGAGAAGGGGUGGCGCCAAUGCCGACCAACAACAACAACAACAGCAGCCGCAGCCACAAGUGGAAGAGGGGGAGCCAAAUGCCGGCGGGGGUGCGGCGCUGCAGCCGCAGGUGGUGCAAUACGAUGACUUCAGCCCAGUGCUGCUCGCGCAGUACCGCAGCGACGGUGUUGUGACGUCGUACCGCGACAGCUUCGGUGGCGUGUGCGACGCCUUCUUCCUCUACACCGAGACGGAGAAGAUCGAGCAGCACAAUGAGAAGAAGACGACCUCGGUGCUCUCCAAGCGGGAGAAGUUUGAACGCGACCACCAGCGCCGCCUCACCGCGCUGGAGCAGGAUGAGCUGGAGAACCAGCGCAAGGGCGAGUGCAUCAUUCAGAACGCCGACAAAAUCGAUGAGGCGAUUGGGCUCAUCAAUGGCGCACUUGCCGCGGGCAUUCAGUGGGACGCGCUGCGGCUGCUGCUGAAGCGGCGCCACGCGGAGGGCCAUCCGGUGGCGUACAUGGUGCACGAGCUCUUCCUCGAGCGCAACAGCAUCAGCGUGCUGCUGGAGCGUGGUGACCAGCAGGAGAAGGAGGAUGAGGACGAGGAGCGAGAGGAAGACUGCGACGUGGCGCCGUGCGUCAUUGAGGUGGAGCUCAGUAAAACGGCGUACGCCAACGCGGCGACGUACUUUUCAAAGAAGAAGGCGAAUCGCCUGAAGCACGAGAAAACUAUUGCAGCAACAGCAAAGGCGCUGGCGGGGGCGGAGAAGAAGGGCGAGCGGCUCGCGGCAAAGCAGCAGACCAAGAAGGCUAUUGUGAAGGAGCGGCACCGCCUUUGGUGGGAAAAGUUCACGUGGUUCCGCACCUCCUGUGGUGACUUUGUGCUGCAAGGGAAAGAUGCACAGACGACGGAGAUUCUCGUUCGGCGUGUCAUGCAGCUCGGCGAUGUGUUUGUGCACUGCGACGUGGACGGCGCGUUUCCAUGCGUCUUGCGACCCGUCGGCUCCGCGUGGACCACCGCGUUCACUGCUAAGGAGGAGGAUAAGGGUGGGCCACAGGAGGAACAACAACAGCAACAGCAGCAGCAGCAGCAGCAGAAGAGGAAUGAAGUCACCGCGAGAACGUGUCCUGUGCACUUGACGAGUCUCGACGAGGCCGGGGCGUGGUGCGUGAGCCGCAGCUCGGCGUGGGAGAGCAAGUUCAGCGUCGGCGCGUGGUGGGUGCAUGCGUCGCAGAUUGUCGGCGGCACCGCGACGGGCUGCUACUUGUUUGAGGGGCAGAAGCAAUACCUUCGGCCGCAGCCGCUCACGCUGGCGUGCGGUCUCCUGUUUCGCGUCACGUCGCGCGGCAUUGAUCCGACGGACCGCGAGGAGCUGCAGAACUUCGUUCCCGAAGGCGAACGCCGCCCGGCAGAGGCGGAGGGCGGCGCAUUUCUGCUGCCCGACACCGCCACCGCACUGCACCCGCUGCCGUCCGUCGAGGAGCUGCGCGGGCCCCGUCGCCGCCCUCCUUUUUCUCUCCCUCCGCAGCAGAAGCAGAAGGAACAGAAGCACCAGCUGGAGAAGCAAAAACAAAGUGGCGGAGAGAAGGACGCGCCUUCUGCUCCCUCAUGUGCCUCUGCUGCAAGGACAACGGCGGCAGCAGAAUCCGCAGCUGGGGGUGCCAAGGGCGGCGCGGCAGUGGCACCAGGCACGAAACAGUUGACGAAGCACCAGCGAAAGAAGCUGAAGAAGAUUCAGGAGAAGUACAAGGACCAGGACGAGGAGGACCGUCUGCGCGGCGCCUUUCUUAACGGCAAUCGGCUGUCGAAGGUGCAGCAGGAGAUACUGGCGCUCGAGCGGGAGAAGGCGAGGGAGAAGCACCAGGACCCGGUGCUGCCGACGGCCGGUGACAAGGACCAUACCAACAACAAUGACGAGGAAGAAGAAGAGGAGGAUGUGGAGGUUGUGUCACACUUUGACGAUGAAGAAAGGGAGGUGGAUGGACAUCGUUCCCCCUCUGCCGGCAGCAACGAAUCACAGGCUGAAGAGCAGGCGGCGGAGCAGCACGAACGCGAAGGUGAAGCUCAACCGCAACAAGGGAAGCAGAAGGAGCGGGCCAACCCAUCGCAGUCACGCGCGGCUCCCGCCGCUGUGGAGGCUGCUCGUGUCGCGAACGACGCGGAGCUGCGCCGUGAAUGGCUGCACUUCACAUCGCGGCCACAGCCGACGGAUCACGUAGAGUACGCCGUGGCGGUGUGUGCACCGAUGAGUUGCGUCAUCACUUACAAAUACCGCGCGGAGUUAUCGUGCGGCACUGCGAAGAAAGGCCAGGUGGUGUCGAGCCUGCAGGCGCACUUCGCCGCGCUGACCGCUGGUGGUGAAAACGCGUCGGAGGUUCAGGCGGUGCGCUCCCUGGAGUCGAAUGACUUAAUGGAGCAACUGCGCGGCAACUUAAAGCGGCUGAACACGCGGCAGGUCAAGUAG
This is a messenger RNA of Trypanosoma grayi, 3249 nucleotides long. RefSeq lists its product as hypothetical. Lineage: Eukaryota; Euglenozoa; Kinetoplastea; Trypanosomatida; Trypanosomatidae. Gene Ontology annotation, molecular function: ribosomal large subunit binding; tRNA binding. Bases 1 to 3249 code for a protein of 1082 amino acids. The transcript has a single exon. The record is from RefSeq and is a predicted model, not a curated record. Gene Ontology annotation, cellular component: RQC complex. Gene Ontology annotation, biological process: ribosome-associated ubiquitin-dependent protein catabolic process; rescue of stalled cytosolic ribosome.